CAAAUUAUUUUCUAGGUAUAACUACUUGAAUAAUAUGUUUUAACCUUGUUAAAUAUUUAAGGUUUAAAGUUUAUAAUGAAUACGUCUGCUUCGGAUUCAGAAGAAGAAAUUUUAGUAUAUGCAGAGUUUAAAGAUACAGUAAAUAUUGAAAAAUAUAAAAACAUCCAUGUCUUAGGUAUAGAUAGAAAAAAUCCAGUUAUACAACUGGACGAUACAUUUUUUACAGGAAAUUUUGAGAAUCCAUUAGGAACAUAUUUAUUUUUUGAAGAAGACCAAACACCACACUGUGAUGAUCCCUUGUUUGAUAAACUACCUGAAAAAAAAUUGAAAUAUUUAUUCAAAACUACCAAGCUUCUAUCUAUGGAGCAUGCAUAUGUCACACCAAAAGAUGGUUCAGACAACAUAGAAAAUAAAGUACAAGUGGUGAAUGAGUCAGACAGUAUAGAACCAGUUGCAUUUGAAAAUUUAGAAGAAGCUUUAGAGACAUUUAAAAAAGAUAAACAAGAAUAUGAUGAGAGUGAAUUAAAACCUGAAAUCAAUUCAUAAUAAAACUUUUACAUGGCAA
Papilio polytes (common Mormon) is the source of this 565-nucleotide messenger RNA. Its product is annotated as general transcription factor 3C polypeptide 6. Gene Ontology annotation, cellular component: transcription factor TFIIIC complex. Lineage: Eukaryota; Metazoa; Arthropoda; Insecta; Lepidoptera; Papilionidae. The transcript is spliced from 3 exons. The coding region runs from base 76 to 546 and encodes 156 amino acids. Gene Ontology annotation, biological process: transcription by RNA polymerase III. The record is from RefSeq and is a predicted model, not a curated record.